GAGGCCGCCGCGACGUUGGGAACCGAAGUCGGGAGCCCGGACUGGGCUCAGCGCCUCCGUUCUUUCUGGGCGUCCUGAGCCCGUUGCUGCCGUUGUCUGGCCCCAGCCUGGCCUACGGCUGCCCGUAGGCGCCCGGUUUCCCAGCACCGCGGGCGGGUGAGGUCUCAGAGCCCAAAAUAUAAAGCUGAAAAGAGCAGAGAUUUGGCCCGGUUCUGAGACGCCGAGUCCAAAGCCAUGUUACUGAAGACAGUGCUCCUGCUGACCCUGGUGGCCCAGGUGCUGGGGUUAGAGAAUGGGCUCCUYCGGACACCACCCAUGGGCUGGCUGGCCUGGGAACGCUUCCGCUGCAACAUUGACUGUGAUGAGGACCCAAAGAACUGCAUCAGUGAGCGGCUCUUCAUGGAGAUGGCUGACCUGAUGGCACAGGAUGGGUGGCGGGACCUGGGCUACGUCUACCUCAACAUCGAUGACUGCUGGAUUGGUGAGCGAGAUGACAGAGGCCGCCUGGUGCCUGAUUCCAAGCGCUUCCCCCAUGGCAUCACUUUCUUGGCUGACUAUGCUCAUUCCCUGGGCCUGAAGCUGGGCAUCUAUGCGGACAUGGGCAACUUAACGUGCAUGGGCUUCCCUGGCACCACUCUAGACAAGGUGGAGCUGGAUGCGCAAACAUUCGCUGAGUGGAAGGUGGACAUGCUGAAGCUGGAUGGCUGCUUCUCCACCCGCCAGGAACGGAUUGAGGGAUAUCCCAAGAUGUCUGCUGCCCUGAAUGCCACAGGCCGUCCCAUCGCCUUCUCCUGCAGCUGGCCAGCCUACGAAGGGGGCCUUCCCCCUGAGGUGAACUACACUCUGCUGGCUAACAUCUGCAACCUCUGGCGCAACUUUGAUGAUAUCCAGGACUCCUGGAGGAGUGUGCUCUUCAUCCUGGACUGGUUCGUGAAACACCAGGACAUUCUACAGCCAGUGGCCGGCCCUGGGCACUGGAAUGACCCGGACAUGCUGCUCAUUGGGAACUUUGGCCUCAGCUAUGAGCAAGCCCGGGCACAGAUGGCCCUGUGGACUGUGCUGGCAGCCCCCCUCUUCAUGUCCACAGACCUGCGUACCAUUUCCCCUCAGAACGUGAACAUUCUGCAGAAUCCACUCAUGAUCAAAAUCAACCAGGAUCCCUUAGGCAUCCAGGGACGCAUGAUUCUCAAGGAAAAAUCCUUAAUUCAAGUGUUCAAGCGGCCCCUGUCUGGGGACACCAAUGUCGUGGUCUUCUUCAGCCGUAGGACGGACAUGCCUUUCCGCUACCACUCCUCCCUGGCAAAGCUUAACUUCUCCAGCUCCAGAAUCUAUGAGGCCCAGGACGUCUUCUCGGGUGAAAUCAUCAGUGGCCUCCGGGAUGAUACCAGCUUCACAGUGGUCAUCAACCCUUCAGGGGUAGUAAUGUGGUACCUGUAUCCCAUCCAGAAGAUGCAGAAAACUGUGCAGAAGUCCCAGGUCCCACUAAUGAGGAUCUGGGAUGUCUGACAGGCUGUGGUGGCCCCACUGAGCCUUGACCAUGGAGCCUUGGUAUGCCAAGUGCAAGCAGGUGGGGCUCUCUCCUCUCCAGGCCCACUCAGCAACCUGACCUCAUCUUACCCAAAGUGCAGUUGCAGAGUCAGGUUCCAUGUCCUACCCAAGUGUGGAUCCUAUUGGAAACUUCUCUUGGGGCAAUUUCUUGUGGCCUUCCUGGCCUCUAUCUCAUCUCUACAGCCCCACAGAUAUUGCUGAACAAUUUGCCAACCUCCUGAGCCACAGGCAGGGGCACCGAUGCCCAUCAGGACUCUAGCCUCCAGACUUGUUAUUGACUGUGAAAUCAGGAUUUGGAAUUUUUCUAAUUGGGAAUAGAGAUCUGACCUCUUGCUAGAACUCUCAUGAAUUGUGUGACUGGCUUUCCUAGCCUGAGAAGGCCUUGCAGACUAAAACUACCUGGAAGUGGGGCCAGAAAGUGGGGCUCCCUGAGGUCACCAAUAAAGCUUUUCUU
Urocitellus parryii (Arctic ground squirrel) is the source of this 2002-nucleotide messenger RNA. RefSeq names its product alpha-N-acetylgalactosaminidase (gene Naga). Gene Ontology annotation, biological process: glycoside catabolic process; oligosaccharide metabolic process. Gene Ontology annotation, molecular function: alpha-galactosidase activity. Gene Ontology annotation, cellular component: cytoplasm. The record is from RefSeq and is a predicted model, not a curated record. Lineage: Eukaryota; Metazoa; Chordata; Mammalia; Rodentia; Sciuridae.